AUGCCAUCAAAUGCAACAUACCACACAAGUCCCCCAAAGCCGUACCAGUACAUGUCUCCUCCUCCACCAGUCCACACUCCAUCUCCAAUCCCUAAGCCACCAGUGAAGGCACCACCAAAGCCUCCUGUUGUUGUGAAGCCACCACCAAAGACUCCUGUUGUGAAGCCAAAGCCUCCACCUAAGCCAGUUUCUCCACCCCCUUAUACUUUCAAGUCCCCACCACCACCCGUUCCAAAGGUUUCUCCUCCCAAGCCAGCUCCAACAUAUUCUCCUCCUAAGAAGUCUACACCAGUUUACACACCCCCCAAGCCAUCACAUCCUCCUCCUUCACCAGUUUAUACUCCACCCAAAAAAUCUCCUCCUAAGCCAUCACAUCCUCCUCCUUCACCAGUUUACACACCCCCCAAGCCAUCACACCCUCCUCCUUCACCAGUUUAUACUCCACCCAAAAAAUCUCCUCCACCAGUUUAUACUCCUCCAAAAAAAUCUCCUCCUGCCCCCCAUGUGAAGCCACCAGUAUCCCCACCAAAGUACAAAUCACCUCCUGUUGUCACCCCUUCACCACCUAAGCGUGUGCCUAUUUACCCACCUCCCCAUCACUACUCCUACAAGUCUCCUCCUCCCCCCUAUUAA
Cryptomeria japonica (Japanese cedar) is the source of this 633-nucleotide messenger RNA. Its product is annotated as pollen-specific leucine-rich repeat extensin-like protein 3. The record is from RefSeq and is a predicted model, not a curated record. Bases 1 to 633 code for a protein of 210 amino acids. Lineage: Eukaryota; Viridiplantae; Streptophyta; Pinopsida; Cupressales; Cupressaceae. The transcript has a single exon.